This is a messenger RNA of Castor canadensis (American beaver), 2469 nucleotides long. The record is from RefSeq and is a predicted model, not a curated record. Lineage: Eukaryota; Metazoa; Chordata; Mammalia; Rodentia; Castoridae.
GAUCUUUUGGACCCCAGAGGACGGUUCCUCGGAUCACAGACCCCUCUGGCACACUUAAAUACGAGACAGUUCUGGCCGGUUGAGCCUAUUCCAACGAAGCCGCGAUGGGAUGGGCUCGCGCCUGUGCCGGGAUUUUCUCAGGCAGCCUUUCGGGCAGCCCCGAACGGGUCCUCUCGGGGCCUUCCUGCCUUUGAACGGCGGUGGCGGGCGGGCACACCGUCUCCCGCAGGCCAGAGAGUAGGGGCCGCCAUCUCCAUGGCCACAGCUAUGAGUGGGUCCAGCGCUGGCGGGUCGCGGGACAUCCUGUGGCGCGUUCUGGGCUGGAGGAUAGUUGCCAGUAUUGUUUGGUCAGUGUUGCUUCUGCCCAUUUGUACCAUGGUAUUUAUAAUCUUCAGCAGCAUUGAUUUAUUUCAUCCUAUACAGUGGUUGUCAGAUUCUUUCAAUGACCUGUACAGUUCCUACGUAGUCUUUUACUUCUUGCUGUUGUCAGUGGUAAUAAUAAUAAUAAGCAUUUUCAAUGUGGAGUUCUAUGCAGUUGUGCCUUGUAUUCCCUGCUCCAGACUGGCAUUGAUAGGGAGGAUCAUUCAUCCUCAGCAACUCAUGCACUCGUUUGUGCAUGCUGUGAUGGGAAUGGCGACGGCAUGGUGCGCAGCAGUGAUCACCAAGGGCCAAUACAGUUUUCUUGUGGUUGCCUGCCCUGGUACUGAGAGUUUAGAUAGCCCUGUUGCACAAACCUGCUUAAACGAAUAUCAUCUUUUUUUCCUACUGGCUGGAGCAUUCAUGGGCUAUAGCUAUAGCCUGCUGUAUUUUGUUAACAACAUGAACUAUCUUCCAUUUCCCAUCAUACAGCAAUACAAGUUCCUGCGCUUUCGGAGAUCUUUGAUCUUACUAGUUAAACAUAGUUGUAUGGAGUCACUGUUCCUGGUUAGAAAUUUCUGCGUUGUAUAUUAUUUUCUUGGCCAUAUACCCAAAGCUUGGAUUAGCACUGCUAUGGACCUUCACAUAGAUGAGUAAGCAGUUUCACAGGCUCUUGACACAGUAAGUGGCCUCUUGAACCUUUCAUUACUCUACCACGUCUGGCUAUGUGGUGUCUUCCUUCUGAUGACUUGGUAUAUCUCGUGGAUGCUCUUCAAGAUCUAUGCCACAGAGGCUCAUGUGUUCCCUGUUCAACCACCAUUUGCAGAAGAAUCAGAUGAAUGCCUACCGAAAGUUUUAAACAGCAAUCCCCCCCUCAUCAUAAAGUAUUUAGCCUUGCAGGACUUGAUGCUGCUUUCUCAAUAUUCUCCUUCUCGAAGACAAGAAGUUUUUAGCCUCAGCCAACCAGGUGGACAUCCCCAUAAUUGGGCUGCCAUUGCCAGAGAGUGCUUAAAUCUUUUAAAUGAUAUGACUCAGAAACUGGUUCUCUACCAAGAAGCUGCUGCUACAAAUGGGAGACUGUCUUCAUCAUACCCAGUGGAACCUAAGAAAUUGAAUUCUCUAGAAGAAACUGCUCUUCAGACACCAAAAUCUAGCCAUAUGCCUCGGCCUUCAAUGCCACCAUUAGCUAAAACGACACUGUUGUCUUCAAAGUUACCUACACCUGGUGUUUCAAGUCCCUUUGGGACUCCGUUUGGCUCUAGUGUGGUGAAUCGGAUGGCGGGAAUUUUUGAUGUAAACACCUGCUAUGGAUCACCACAAAGUCCUCAGCUUUUAAGAAGAGGGCCAAGAUUAUGGACUUCUGCUUCUGAUCAGCAAAUGUCUGAAUUUUCUAAUCCAUCUCCACGCACCUCUGUUAGUGCUGAGGGUAAGACAGUGCGACAGCCCAAUGUGAUUUACUCAUGGAUUCAGAAUAAGCGUGAACAGACUAAGAAUUUCUUGUCAAAACGGGUGCUGAUAAUGUACUUUUUCAGUAAGCACCCAGAGGCCUCCAUUCAGGCUGUUUUUUCAGAUGCCCAAAUGCAUAUUUGGGCAUUAGAAGGUCUGUCUCACUUAGUAGCAGCAUCAUAUACAGAAGAUAGAUUUGGAGUUGUCCAGACUACACUACCAGCUAUUCUUAAUACUUUGUUGACACUCCAAGAGGCAGUGGACAAGUACUUCAAGCUUCCCCAUGCUUCCAGUAAACCACCCCGGAUUUCAGGAAACCUUGUGGACACUUCUUAUAAAACAUUAAGAUUUGCAUUCAGAGCAUCACUGAAAACUGCCAUCUAUCGAAUAACAUCUACAUUUGGUGAACAUCUGAAUGCUGUGCAAGCAUCUGCAGAACAUCAGAAAAGACUUCAACAGUUCUUGGAGUUCAAAGAAUAGUUAAGUAACAUAAACUGUGUUCAUUACACUGCUGAUACAAGUACAGAUGGGACAGUAAAUGUGCAGCAUUCUUGGAUCAGAAGAAAAUGGACUAAUUAGAUGCUUCCUUUGUCCUGGUGGUUGCUUUGAAAACUAUACUUUAAUGGGAGAAAUCAUGGAAAGAAAUUCUCAGCAGAAUAACUGAAA